Messenger RNA from Myotis brandtii (Brandt's bat), 1086 nucleotides. RefSeq names its product ferritin, heavy polypeptide 1 (gene FTH1). Gene Ontology annotation, biological process: iron ion transport; intracellular iron ion homeostasis. Gene Ontology annotation, molecular function: ferric iron binding; ferrous iron binding. The transcript has 6 exons. Bases 1 to 930 code for a protein of 309 amino acids. Gene Ontology annotation, cellular component: cytoplasm. The record is from RefSeq and is a predicted model, not a curated record. Lineage: Eukaryota; Metazoa; Chordata; Mammalia; Chiroptera; Vespertilionidae.
AUGACCAAGCACUUUUGGAGCCCGGGCCCAGCCCCUGAGGACCAGCACAGUGCUGAGUCACGCUGCGGUGUGCAGCCCGUCCCCAUGCACAAGGCCGCCUUUCUGCAGCCGCCAGCCGCAUUCCUGUGGGCCCGGCUUCCCGCAGGCUCCGUCCACCUAGGUGUCCUGGAGGCCCCAGACUCGACACCUCCAGUCCGAAACCUCGCUGGCCUUCCCCCACACUGCAUAUCCUCCAUGAAUGGCAGCGGCAGCCCAGGGCACCGGGCCUUCCUGGCCUGGCCCUGCACCCCCCGCCCCGCCUCCUCCAGCAGGACUCUGCUCUCCAAGCCAGCGACUGCCCAAGGCACCUUGGACUCCGUGCCUGCUCACACCUUAGGGAAAAAGGUGCCUGCUCACACCGUCAGUGCUCACGCCUUGGACACCGUGCACGCGCACGCCUUCACGCCCGUGUGCGCGCUCACACCUUCACGCCUGUCCGCUCAUGUCCACCCGCAGUCUUACUACUUUGACCGCGACGAUGUGGCUUUGAAGAACUUUGCCAAAUACUUUCUUCACCAAUCGCACGAGGAGAGGGAGCACGCGGAGAAGCUGAUGAAGCUGCAGAACCAGCGGGGCGGCCGCAUCUUCCUCCAGGACAUCAAGAAACCAGACCGCGACGACUGGGAGAACGGGCUGAACGCAAUGGAGUGUGCGCUGCACUUGGAAAAAAGUGUGAAUCAGUCACUACUGGACUUGCACAAACUGGCCACUGAGAAAAAUGACCCUCAUUUGUGCGACUUCAUUGAGACGCACUGCCUGAAUGAGCAGGUGAAAUCCAUCAAAGAACUGGGCGACCACGUCACCAACCUGCGCAGGUUGGGGGCCCCUGAAGCGGGGAUGGCCGAGUACCUCUUUGACAAGCACACCCUGGGGGACAGCGACGAGAGCUAAGCCUUGGCUGCUUCCCGUGGCCUCGGGGCGACUUCCUGGUCCCCCAAGCAGUACUGCAUGUUGGAGCUACCUUUACCUUUUCUAUAACUUGUACCAAAUCAUCCACUCAUGUCUGUCAUUUGUACCGUUCCUUCCAAUAAAGUAAUUUGGUACCCA